CUUUCAAAUCCCAGGGCAGCGGGUCCUUCAAGGCUAGCAUUGCAUUUUCAAUUAGCUGCUGAGUGAAUGCUUGGCAUGUGUAUUAGUGAAGAAGCACACAAUUAGCUUAUUGUUCCUUUCUGUAUUGUGCUGAGAGGUUCCAAGAGAUUGGUGGAGGAACAGGCAAGCCAGGCAUCACUGUGGAGUUGAAGAAGGGAUUUACUCAGACCUCGGCAUCUUCACUUGCUCCUCUGGAAUUACAGCUAUUUAUUACAAAGGGCCCUGUGUGGCUGGGUGGAGUGUGCCUGAGGAAACACAUCCUGGACACCACCUGGGGCUAGUCCUUCUGAGCUCUUCCAGUCUCUGACUAAUUCUCGUCAUUAUCAUGGAGCCCAACAGUCCCAAAAAGAUACAAUUUGCUGUGCCUUUAUUCCAGAGUCAGAUUGCACCUGAGGCGGCAGAACAGAUCAGAAAAAGAAGACCUACACCAGCAUCCCUUGUGAUUCUCAAUGAACAUAAUCCUCCAGAAAUAGAUGACAAGAAGGUGACCAACACCCAAGCCGAAUCACAAAAUGCAUCCCCAAAGCAAAGGAAGCAGAGCGUGUACACACCACCAGCCAUGAAAGGGGUUAAGCAUCUGAAAGGCCAGAGUGAAUCAGCAUUCCCUGAAGAAGAAGAAGGUGUAAACGAAAGAGAGGAGCAGUGGGAACAUUAAUUACGGGUCUGCAGCAAGAAGGCUUCUUGGGAAUAACUGAACUAUUAACUUUUCUGACUAUCCCAUGGAAGGCCACUCCUUGACCUCCAGAAGCAUUCUCCACCUCUGCUCUCCACACUCAUACAAUAGUAAUACACCUCCUGGGAAGCUCUCCCUUGACUGAACUUUAGAACCAAGUACAGAUUGUUCGAUAUUACAAUUAAAGAAUAAACAUUUAUUUUACGGUGAUUUUUCUUUUUAAUGACAUUUGCAUAGACAUUUGCAAAUACGUAAGUGUUCUAACUUUAAUACUGCGGAGCUUAAUCUCUCAUGUCCUACUGAUGUGGUCUGCCUUCUAAGGUCAAAUGUAAAUAGCUUCACUUUAAGAGUAAAAAAUAAAUAUUAAAUACAUUUAGACAUGGUGUGUCCGGGUUUAACUUACAGAGGAAGUUUUUAAGGAAACUUUUAAGUUUCAUUUAUCAUGUUUCUGUAUAUAGAACCAUAUGUGGUAUUUAUUUCCGAUGAAGAAAUCCUCAGUUUCUUGAUUCAAAAGAUCAUAAUGUAUUAGUCUUUAAGUAUUGACCAUCCUUUUUCCUCCAGCAUGUUAAUGGCUAAAGGACUGCAAAGGUCUCAUUUUUCUGAGCUCUGAGAGAUAUAUUUCCCAGCAUUUCCACUAGCUAUUAAGAAAGAAAAAUGCUAAAUCUAAAAUAAAA
This is a messenger RNA of Mustela erminea (ermine), 1386 nucleotides long. RefSeq names its product protein phosphatase 1 regulatory inhibitor subunit 1C (gene PPP1R1C). Gene Ontology annotation, cellular component: cytoplasm. The record is from RefSeq and is a predicted model, not a curated record. The transcript is spliced from 5 exons. The coding region runs from base 365 to 694 and encodes 109 amino acids. NCBI's taxonomy places the organism in Eukaryota, Metazoa, Chordata, Mammalia, Carnivora, Mustelidae. Gene Ontology annotation, molecular function: protein phosphatase inhibitor activity. Gene Ontology annotation, biological process: intracellular signal transduction.